AAAACAAGAGAGAGAGCCAAAGUCGUUGAUAGGGAGUUGGGCGAUCGUUCUUCCCUUUCGUUUUUUUCGGUUUUUUUUUUCCCUUCUCUUAUUUGAUUAUCAUAUUAGGAAUAGGAAUCGAGUGUUUAUUAGGAAUCGGAAAUCGAGUGUGAGGCUCAUAGCUCUAUAUAAAGCUCUCGAAGCUCUGGAAUUUGGAUCUCAGAAUCCCACCCAUUGCCUCUCUCCCUUCUCAAUUGCCUGUAUUCUUCGGGUACGAUUAUCUCCACAUAGGAAAACUUGGUGUGGAAUAUGGCUAAUCGGAAUCUGGAGAAGAUGGCAUCUAUCGAUGCGCAGCUUCGGCUUUUAGUCCCAGGCAGAGUGAGUGAGGAUGAUAAAUUGGUGGAGUACGACGCGUUGUUACUGGAUCGAUUCCUUGACAUUCUCCAGGAUUUACAUGGGGAGGAUCUUAAGGAAACUGUGCAAGAAUGUUAUGAAGUUUCCGCUGAAUAUGAGGGGAAGCGCGAUCCAAAGAAACUUGAGGAGCUGGGAAGUGUGCUGACUAGUUUAGAUCCAGGGGACUCUAUUGUCAUUGCAAAAUCUUUCUCCCAUAUGCUUAACUUGGCUAACUUGGCCGAGGAGGUUCAGAUUGCCUAUCGUCGGAGAAUCAAACUGAAGAAGGGAGAUUUUGCUGAUGAGAACUCUGCGACCACUGAAUCGGAUAUUGAGGAAACUCUGAAGAAGCUUGUUGGCGAACUGAAGAAGUCUCCUCAAGAAGUUUUUGAUGCCUUGAAGAACCAGACUGUUGAUUUGGUCUUAACUGCUCAUCCUACUCAAUCAGUUCGUAGAUCAUUGCUUCAGAAGCAUGCAAGGAUAAGGGAUUGUUUAGUCCAAUUGUACGCCAAAGACAUUACUCCUGACGACAAGCAAGAGCUUGAUGAGGCACUUCAGAGAGAGAUUCAAGCUGCAUUUCGUACGGAUGAAAUUCGUAGAACUCCUCCUACACCACAAGAUGAAAUGAGGGCAGGAAUGAGCUACUUCCAUGAGACAAUUUGGAAGGGUGUUCCUAAAUUUCUGCGCCGUGUUGAUACAGCUUUGAAAAACAUAGGGAUCAAUGAACGCGUUCCUUAUAAUGCACCACUAAUUCAGUUUUCUUCUUGGAUGGGUGGUGACCGUGAUGGUAAUCCUAGAGUGACACCCGAGGUCACAAGGGAUGUCUGUCUUCUUGCUAGAAUGAUGGCUGCUAAUCUGUACUACUCGCAGAUUGAGGAUCUCAUGUUUGAGUUGUCUAUGUGGCGUUGCAGUAGUGAGCUUCGUGAGCGUGCAGACCUGCUCCAUAAUUCAUCAAGGAGAGAUGCAAAACACUAUAUAGAAUUUUGGAAGCAAGUUCCUGCCAGUGAACCAUAUCGAGUGAUUCUUGGUGAUGUAAGGGACAAGCUUUAUCAAACACGUGAACGUUCUCGCCAUUUGUUAGCAAAUGGAUAUUCCGACAUCCCAGAGGAUGCAACUUUUACAAAUGUUGAGCAGUUCUUGGAACCUCUUGAACUAUGCUAUAGAUCCCUCUGCACUUGUGGCGACCGUGCAAUUGCUGACGGCACCCUGCUUGAUUUCUUGAGGCAAGUGUCCACUUUUGGCCUGUCCCUUGUAAGACUUGACAUCAGGCAAGAGUCAGAUCGUCACACUGAUGUCUUGGAUGCCAUUACGAAGCAUUUGGAUCUUGGUUCCUACAAAGAAUGGUCUGAAGAACAGCGGCAAGAAUGGCUUUUAUCCGAACUGAGUGGCAAACGCCCUCUUUUUGGUCCUGAUCUUCCUACAACUGAAGAAAUAUCUGACGUUUUGAACACAUUCCAUGUCAUAGCUGAACUUCCUGCCGAUAACUUCGGUGCAUAUAUCAUCUCCAUGGCCACUGCUCCAUCUGAUGUUCUGGCAGUUGAGCUCUUGCAACGUGAGUGCCAUGUUAAGCAACCACUAAGAGUUGUUCCACUGUUUGAGAAGCUUGCAGAUUUGGAGGCUGCACCGGCAGCUCUUGCUCGCCUCUUCUCAGUUGAUUGGUACAGAGAUCGGAUUAGCGGAAAGCAAGAAGUCAUGAUUGGCUACUCGGAUUCUGGUAAAGAUGCAGGGCGGUUCUCUGCAGCCUGGCAAUUGUACAAGGCUCAAGAGGAGCUUAUAAAGGUUGCCAAGCAAUAUGGUGUGAAGCUAACUAUGUUUCAUGGUCGUGGUGGCACUGUUGGAAGAGGAGGUGGCCCAACCCAUCUUGCUAUUUUGUCCCAGCCACCCGAUACAGUUCACGGUUCGCUCCGUGUGACGGUACAGGGUGAAGUUAUUGAGCAGUCCUUUGGAGAGGAGCACUUGUGCUUUAGAACACUCCAGCGUUUCACUGCAGCAACACUUGAGCAUGGAAUGCACCCUCCAGUUUCACCAAAACCUGAAUGGCGUGCACUUAUGGAUGAAAUGGCUGUCGUUGCUACACAAGAAUAUCGUUCCAUUGUCUUCAAAGAACCACGAUUUGUCGAAUAUUUCCGCCUUGCAACACCAGAGCUGGAGUAUGGUAGGAUGAACAUUGGAAGCCGCCCAUCAAAACGUAAGCCAAGUGGCGGAAUCGAGUCACUUCGUGCCAUACCGUGGAUCUUUGCAUGGACGCAGACGAGGUUUCAUCUACCGGUUUGGUUGGGCUUCGGAGCUGCAUUCAAGCAUAUCAUUCAGAAAGACGUUAGGAACCUCCAUGUGUUGCAGGAGAUGUACAAUGCAUGGCCCUUCUUUAGGGUCACCAUUGAUUUGGUUGAAAUGGUGUUCGCCAAAGGAGACCCCGGAAUUGCUGCUUUGUACGACAAGCUCCUAGUUUCAAAGGACCUCUGGUCUUUCGGAGAGCGCUUGAGAACCAACUUUGAAGAAACAAAGAGCCUUCUUCUCAAGAUUGCUGGACACAGCGACCUUCUUGAAGGCGAUCCUUACUUGAAGCAAAGACUCCGUCUCCGUAACUCGUACAUCACGACUCUGAAUGUGUGCCAAGCAUACACAUUGAAACGAAUCCGUGACCCGAACUACCAUGUGACAGUGCGUCCACACAUUUCAAAGGAGAUAAUGGAAGCAAGCAAACCAGCAGACGAACUUGUUCAACUAAACCCGAAGAGCGAGUACGCACCCGGGUUAGAGGACACCCUGAUCUUGACCAUGAAGGGUAUUGCUGCUGGAAUGCAGAACACUGGUUAAUGCAGAACACUGCCCCUUUUGAUGUUUAUUUUUUUGCUGGUUUCUCCCAAUAUAUAAAUUUGCCAUCCAAGACAAAAGGAUCUGCAUCAGAAGUGGAUGUUGUUUAAGUUAAUCCAGCUUUUGGUGAGAAGAGACCUGAGUGAAUUGUUACUGCUUUAUUGUUGUAUGAUCUGUGCCCCAAAUACUAAGAGUGGCCAGUGGAUUAUGUCAUUUCAACUUUAAAUAAUUCCAUUGAUGCUGGAAAAACAGCUCCUCCUAUCUAUUUUUGCA
This is a messenger RNA of Momordica charantia (bitter melon), 3456 nucleotides long. RefSeq names its product phosphoenolpyruvate carboxylase 3 (gene PPC3). NCBI's taxonomy places the organism in Eukaryota, Viridiplantae, Streptophyta, Magnoliopsida, Cucurbitales, Cucurbitaceae. Gene Ontology annotation, biological process: carbon fixation; tricarboxylic acid cycle; leaf development. The record is from RefSeq and is a predicted model, not a curated record. Gene Ontology annotation, molecular function: phosphoenolpyruvate carboxylase activity. Gene Ontology annotation, cellular component: cytosol; chloroplast; apoplast.